Messenger RNA from Micromonas pusilla CCMP1545, 1254 nucleotides. RefSeq lists its product as uncharacterized. Lineage: Eukaryota; Viridiplantae; Chlorophyta; Mamiellophyceae; Mamiellales; Mamiellaceae. The record is from RefSeq and is a predicted model, not a curated record. The transcript is spliced from 2 exons. The coding region runs from base 1 to 1254 and encodes 417 amino acids.
AUGCUCCCGCUGUUCGACGCCGCGGGCGACCUCGCGACGGAGACGCUCGUCUUCGCGAACGAGCUCCGGACGAACGAGUCGUUAUCCCUGGAACACGUGCGCGAGAUCAGCGGCGCCCGCCUCGCCGUGUCAAAGUACACCGCGAACCCGACGGUCGCCGCGGACGCGGCCGCGAGGACCGCCGCGGUGGAGAAGUACGUGCCGCUCCUGGAGUCGCUCGUCCGAAAGAAGGACAACGUCGCGCUGGUGAAUCAGUCGAGGAACUUGAGGUACGGGUGGAAUAGCCCGCUGGAGGGCCGCGGCAACGCGUUCUCGCUCGAGGACAUCGAGCACGAGCGAGGGAUGGCGUGGAUGCUGCGAGCGGCGUGCAAGCGCCAGGAAGCCGUCUGCGCGGUCGCGGAACGACCGCGCGCGCCGCCGACGCCGACGCGACACGAGGAGGACGACGAGAGAGUCGUCCCGAUCGGCGGGUCCGUCCUGUCCACGCCCACGGCGACGCCGUCGGUCUCGGUCAACGCGCCGAAGACGACGCCUUUGACCGGCGGCGGGACGCCGAAAUCACCCGGCCCGGUCCUCGGCGAGGCCGCGCCCGUCGUCGCGACGAUCUUACGCGAAGCCGCGGGGGUGUAUAAACACGCGGCGCUCGACGUGUUGCCGCCGUUGAAACAUAGCUUGGGCGGGCUGCGACCGAACGAGCUCCUCGCGUCCAUGGCGGACGCGAUGCGAUGCGUGUGCUUGGCGGAAGCGCAGGCGGCGACGGUGCGGCGCGCGGAGGAGAAGGGUACCGGGCACGCGCUGCUGUGCAAGCUUCACAUCGGCGCGGGGGACUUGUUCAAACGCGCUGACGUCGCUUUGAACGAACACGUGAGCGACUUUAACUUCUUCUCGCGGAAGCUCCAGGCGUACAUCUACCUCGGGCAGGCGAUGCACCGCGCGCGGGCGUACAGAGCGCUCGCGGAGGAGGCGUGGGAGGCGACCGAGGUCGGCGAGGCGAUCGCGCUCAUGAACGAGGCGGAUAAGCAGUUGCAGAGAGGACGCGACGCCGCGAGCGAGACGGAUUGGUGGCGACACGCCGCGCUGGAGGAGUCCGAAGCCGCGGUCGCGCUCAGGGGGAAGUACGUGCGAGAGAACGAGCUCGUGUUCUUCGAGAAGGUGCCCGCGAAGUCGAGCAAGCGGCUGCCGGAGGGGAAGGUGAUCGUCUCCGAGAUCGACCCUCCGAUCUCGGAGAGCAUGCAAAACCUCUUCGUCGAGUGA